This is a messenger RNA of Gavialis gangeticus (Gharial), 4130 nucleotides long. RefSeq names its product patched 2 (gene PTCH2). Gene Ontology annotation, biological process: smoothened signaling pathway. Lineage: Eukaryota; Metazoa; Chordata; Crocodylia; Gavialidae. The record is from RefSeq and is a predicted model, not a curated record. Gene Ontology annotation, molecular function: hedgehog receptor activity; hedgehog family protein binding; smoothened binding. Gene Ontology annotation, cellular component: plasma membrane.
UGUGCAUGUGCAUCUAUGAGUGCAUGCAUCUCUGUGUGCACAUGUGUGCGAUCAUCUGUAUCUACAUGUGGAUGCAUGUGCAUGCGAGUAUCCGUGCCCACGUGUACAGGCAUCUGUAUCUCUGUGUGCAUGCGCGUGUGCGCGAGUGUCUGUAUGGACGUGUGCGUGUGUGUCGGGGCCGGCGCGGGGGCACCGGGAGUGUCUGGGCAGGCACUGAGGGCGGCGCUGUGCCCGCAGCCGGCAGCCGCGUGAGCCAGGAGCUGCGCUACACGCGGGAGAAGCUGGGCGAGGAGGCGGCGUACACGGCACAGAUGCUGAUCCAGACUGCGCGCCCGGCUGGCGCCAACCUGCUCACGCCCGACGCGCUGCGCCUGCACCUCCGCGCCACGCUGGCCGCCAGCAAGGUCCGCGUCUCGCUCUAUGGCAAGUCGUGGGACCUGAACAAGCUCUGCUACAAGUCGGGCGUCCCCGUCAUCGAGAACGGCAUGAUUGAGCGGAUGAUCGAGAAGCUCUUCCCCUGCAUGAUCCUGACGCCCCUCGACUGCUUCUGGGAAGGCGCCAAGCUGCAGGGGGGCUCCGCCUACCUCCCGGGCCGCCCCGACAUCUGCUGGAGCAACCUGGACCCACGGCAGCUGAUGGAGGAGCUGGGGCAGUUCACGCCGCUCGAGGGCUUCCGGGAGCUGCUGGAGAAGGCGGAGGUGGGGCAGGCCUACAUGGGGCGGCCCUGCCUGCAGCCCACCGACCCCCAGUGCCCGCCCAGCGCCCCCAACCGCCGCACCCAGCAGAGCCCUGACGUGGCAGCCGAGCUGGCCGGUGGCUGCCACGGCUUCUCCCGCAAGUUCAUGCGGUGGCACGAGGAGCUGAUCCUGGGCGGUGCUACCAGGGACCCGCAGGGCCGGCUGCAGAGCGCCGAGGCCCUGCAGAGCAUGUUCCUGCUGAUGAGCCGGCGGCAGCUGUACGAGCACUUCAAGGACGACUACGAGAUCCACGACCUCAACUGGAGCGAGGAGAAGGCAGGCGCCAUCCUGGAGGCCUGGCAGCGGGCCUUUGUGGAGGUGGCGCAGGCCGCGGUCCCGGGGAACAGCUCGCAGGUGGUCCACGCCUUCUCCAGCGCCACGCUGAGUGACAUCAUGAAGUCCUUCUCCGAUGUCAGCGCCGUGCGCGUGUGGGCACUUGGCGUGGUAGCUCAACAGGAUGGGAGGCGGGCUGUCUCCUAUGCUAAGCAGCGUGGGCUUAGGGCAGCGCUUGGAUGGGUGACUGGUGGGAGGGGUGCAUGCCUGGCCCCGGUGCUGGGCACCCCCUUGGGGGCCACAUUUUGGGUGCUGAAUCCUGGGUCCUGGCAGGUGCUGCCCUUCCUGGCGCUGGGCAUCGGUGUGGAUGACAUGUUCCUGCUGGCGCAUGCCUUCCCCAAGGCCGGUCCCCACGUCCCCUUCAAGGAGCGGACAGGCGAAUGCCUGCGGCGCACGGGCACCAGCGUGGCCCUGACGUCCCUCAGCAACAUGAUCGCCUUCCUCAUGGCCGCCCUGGUGCCCAUCCCCGCCCUGCGCGCCUUCUCCCUGCAGGCAGCCGUGGUCGUGGCGUCCAACUUCGCCAUGGUGCUGCUCGUCUUCCCGGCCGUGCUCAGCCUCGACCUGCACCGACGACGGCGCCGCCGGCUCGACGUGCUCUGCUGCUUCGCCAGCCCCUGCACCUCGCGCGUCCUCCAGCUGCCGCCACAGGAGCCAGGGGGGGCGCCAGCCACGGGGGGCCCGGUGCAAGCCCUGGCCCGGUGCGACACCGCAGGGCAGCACGUGGUCACAGUCCUGCCACCCACGCCCGCCAGCUCCACCCGCAACCUGCUGGCCCAGCUGGAUGAGGCCUCGGGGGCGCCCGCCUGCCUGCCUCUGCCAGCCUGCCACUGGGACCUGGCCCACUUCGCCCGCCGCAAGUAUGCGCCACUGCUGCUGCGGGCGCACAGCAAGGGCGUGGUGGCACUGCUGUUCGUGGGGCUGCUGGGGCUGAGCCUGUACGGCGCGACGCAGGUGCGGGACGGGCUGGCGCUGACAGACGUGGUGCCGCGAGGCACGGCUGCCCAUGCCUUCCUGGCAGCACAAGCCCGCUACUUCUCCUCCUACCAUGCCUUCGUGGUCACCACCGGCGGCUUCCACUACCCCGGCUCCCAGGCCGCGCUGCUGGGCCUGCACCAUGCCCUGGGCACCCUGCGCCACGUGGUGCGAGGGCCCGACCGCCAGCUACCGCGCAUGUGGCUGCACUACUUCCAGGACUGGCUGCGGGGGCUCCAGGUUGCCUUCGACCGGGAGUGGGCGUCUGGGCGCAUCACCCGCGACAGCUACCGCAACGGCUCAGAGGAUGGUGCGCUGGCGUAUAAGCUGCUCAUCCAGACGGGCAACCCGCAGCAACCCCUCGACUACGACCAGCUGACAACACGGCGCCUGGUGGACGCGGAUGGGUUGGUGCCACCUGACACCUUCUACAUCAGCCUGACGGUCUGGGCCAGCAAUGAUCCGCUGGGGCUGGCAGCCUCUCAGGCCAACUUCUACCCGCCGCCGCCGGAGUGGGUGCACGACAAGUACGACGCCACUGGCGAGAAUCCACCUGACACCUUCUACAUCAGCCUGACGGUCUGGGCCAGCAAUGAUCCGCUGGGGCUGGCAGCCUCUCAGGCCAACUUCUACCCGCCGCCGCCGGAGUGGGUGCACGACAAGUACGACGCCACUGGCGAGAAUCUGCGCAUCCCGGCGGCGCAGCCCCUGGAGUUCGCACAGGUGCCCUUCUAUCUGAGCGGGCUGCGGCACACGGCCGACUUUGUGGAGGCCAUCGAGGGCGUGCGGGCCGUGUGCGAGGAAGCGGCACGGCGCCACGGCGUGCGCAGCUACCCCAGCGGCGACCCCUUCCUCUUCUGGGAGCAGUACCUGGGCCUGCGGCGCUGGCUGCUGCUGGCGCUCAGCAUCGCGCUGGCCUGCACCUUCCUGGUCUGCGCCCUGCUGCUGCUCAACCCCUGGACGGCCGGCAUCAUCGUGCUGGUGCUGGCCAUGAUGACAGUGGAGCUGUUCGGGCUGAUGGGGCUGAUGGGCAUCAAGCUGAGCGCCGUGCCCGUCGUCAUCCUUAUUGCCUCCGUGGGCAUCGGUGUUGAGUUCACCGUCCAUGUUGCACUGGGCUUUCUGACGGCUGUGGGUAGUCGGGACCGGCGCUCGGCGCUGGCGCUGGAGCACGUCUUCGCACCCGUGCUGGACGGCGGCAUCUCCACCCUGCUCGGCGUCCUCAUGCUUGCCGGCUCUGAGUUUGACUUCAUCAUGAGGUACUUCUUCUCCGUGCUGUCUGUCCUCACCGUGCUGGGGCUCCUCAACGGGCUGGUGCUGCUGCCCGUCCUGCUCUCGGUCAUCGGACCCCCCGCCGAGGUCCCUCCAAUAGAUAACAGCAGCCGCUUGCCGUCGCCGGAGCCCCUUCCGCCGCCCAUUGCCCACCACGGCUUCUAUGUGGGGCACCCACCAGCCUGGCACAGCCCUGACACGGCCCCCGAGACCCCCACAGGCGCAGGGCCUGGCGACGAUGACUCCUCCAGCAGCGCCCAGGCCUGCAUCCUGCUCCAGGCCGGCAAGGACCCCCGCUUUCCCUGCAUCACCGUGGUGAAAGCCUUCGAGGUGGGGCCAGAGCCCCUGGGACAGGAGCCCACAGCCGGAGACCGGCCGCCCCGCGCCCGCCCCACAGCCCUACCACCCACCUACGCCACGGUGACAGCCACAGCCUCGGUGACGUUGGCACUGCACCCCGGCCUGCCUGGCGCCGCCCGCGGCUAUGCCCACGCUGCCUUCGAGGACAGUGAGUCCGACGGCCACGAGGACCUGCCUGGCGCUCAGCACACCCGCCAUGGGUGCCACGCCACUGCCACGUGCCGCUAGGCUGCCCCACGGGACCAGGAGGCCCCUGAAGAUGUGCCACGGCGUGACAUGGUGCAGCACACUACGAUGUGCCACGUUUGCUGUGCCAGGACGUGACCUUUCGUAUCAUGAUGUGCCACGUGUGCCAGGCCGUGCCCUGGCGUCCCACUGGCUGGGCCGGGGAGCGUGGGUGCCAGGAGCCGUGGGCAGGGCUGGGGGUGCCCAGUGGGGUGGGGGGUGCCAGCACCCCCA